AUGGCACAAUCAGUGCUGGUACCACCAGGACCCGACAGCUUCCGCUACUUCACAAGAGAAUCCCUUGCAGCUAUUGAACAGCGUAUCAAUGAAGAGAAAGCUCAAAAAUCCAAACAAGAGCGCAAAGAUGAUGAUGAUGAAGAUGGCCCAAAGCCAAACAGUGACUUGGAGGCAGGAAAGACCCUGCCAUUUAUUUACGGCGACAUACCUCCAGGAAUGGUGUCCGAGCCCUUGGAAGACCUGGACCCAUAUUAUAUCAAUAAAAAAACCUUUAUAGUAUUAAAUAAAGGAAAGGCAAUAUUCCGAUUCAGUGCCACCUCUGCCCUGUACAUGUUAACUCCUUUCAAUCCUCUUAGAAAAAUAGCUAUUAAGAUUUUGGUACAUUCAUUAUUCAGCAUGCUUAUCAUGUGCACUAUUUUGACCAACUGCGUAUUUAUGACCAUGAGUAACCCUCCAGACUGGACAAAGAAUGUAGAAUACACAUUCACUGGAAUUUAUACGUUUGAAUCACUUAUUAAAAUUCUUGCAAGGGGCUUCUGUUUAGAAGAUUUUACGUUUCUCCGUGACCCAUGGAAUUGGCUAGAUUUCACUGUUAUUACAUUUGCAUAUGUGACAGAGUUUGUGGACCUGGGCAAUGUCUCAGCGUUGAGAACAUUCAGAGUUCUCCGAGCUUUGAAAACAAUAUCAGUCAUUCCAGGCUUGAAGACUAUUGUAGGAGCCCUGAUUCAGUCUGUGAAGAAGCUCUCGGAUGUGAUGAUCCUGACUGUGUUUUGUCUCAGUGUAUUUGCACUGAUAGGGCUGCAGCUGUUCAUGGGCAACCUGAGGAAUAAAUGCCUGCAGUGGCCUCCAGACAAUUCUACUUUUGAAACAACUGUUAUUUCCAUCUUUAAUAGCUCUAUAGGUGAAAAUGGUACAUUUAUUAAUGCAACAAUGACAACAUUUAACUGGGAUGAAUACAUUGAAGACAAAAGUCAUUUCUACUUCUUAGAAGGACAAAAUGAUGCACUGCUGUGUGGCAAUAGCUCAGAUGCAGGUCAAUGCCCAGAAGGAUAUAUAUGUGUGAAAGCUGGCAGAAAUCCCAACUAUGGCUACACAAGUUUUGAUACAUUCAGUUGGGCAUUCUUGUCACUGUUUCGAUUGAUGACUCAGGACUUUUGGGAGAAUCUUUACCAGCUGACACUGCGUGCUGCUGGGAAGACAUACAUGAUAUUUUUUGUUUUGGUCAUUUUCCUGGGUUCUUUCUACCUAAUCAACUUGAUCCUGGCUGUGGUUGCCAUGGCCUACGAAGAACAGAACCAAGCAACAAUGGAAGAAGCAGAGCAGAAAGAGGCAGAAUUUCAGCAAAUGCUGGAACAACUGAAAAAGCAACAGGAAGAAGCUCAGGCGGCAGCAGCAGCUGCAGCAGCUGACUCAAGAGAUUAUAGCGGAGUUGGUGGAAUAGGUGGAUUCUCCGAAAGUUCUUCUGAGGCAUCAAAACUGAGCUCAAAGAGUGCUAAAGAGAGAAGGAAUAGAAGAAAGAAAAAAAAGCAAAAAGAACAAUCUGAAGGCGAGGAGAAGGAUGGGGAAGAAUUUCACAAAUCGGCAUCAGAGGACAGCAUCAAAAAGAAAGGCUUCCGAUUUUCCAUUGAGGGGAAUAGACUGACAUAUGAAAAGAGAUUCUCUUCCCCACACCAGUCUUUGCUGAGCAUUCGUGGCUCCCUGUUUUCCCCAAGGCGCAACAGCAGAACAAGUCUUUUCAGCUUCAGAGGUCGAGCAAAGGACGUAGGAUCAGAAAAUGACUUUGCUGAUGAUGAGCACAGCACUUUUGAAGACAACGAGAGCAGAAGAGAUUCUCUCUUUGUCCCUCAUAGACAUGGUGAACGGCGCAACAGCAACAUUAGUCAGGCCAGUAGGUCAUCCAGAACAGUUCCUGCACUUCCAGCAAACGGGAAGAUGCACAGCACUGUGGAUUGCAAUGGAGUGGUGUCUUUAGUUGGUGGGCCGCCAGCUUUGACAUCGCCUACGGGACAGCUUCUGCCAGAGGUGAUGAUUGAUAAAGCAGCCACUGCUAGCAAUGGCACUACUACAGAAACUGACUUAAGAAAGAGACAUUCUAGUUCUUACCAUGUUCCUAUGGACUACCUAACAGACCCUAGUGCAAGGCAAAGAGCAAUGAGUAUAGCCAGCAUGCUUACAAACACAAUGGAAGAACUGGAAGAAUCCAGACAGAAAUGUCCACCAUGCUGGUAUAAAUUUGCUAACACUUGCUUAAUUUGGGACUGCUGUACUCCCUGGCUGAAAGUCAAACAUAUAGUAAAUUUGAUUGUGAUGGACCCAUUUGUUGAUCUGGCCAUUACCAUCUGCAUCGUCCUGAACACCCUGUUCAUGGCCAUGGAGCACUACCCAAUGACAGAACAGUUUAGUGGGGUGCUUUCAGUAGGAAACCUUGUGUUUACUGGAAUUUUCACAGCAGAAAUGUUUCUCAAGAUAAUUGCCAUGGAUCCUUAUUAUUAUUUCCAAGAGGGCUGGAAUAUUUUUGAUGGUUUUAUUGUGAGUCUUAGUUUAAUGGAACUUGGCCUUGCAAAUGUAGAAGGAUUAUCUGUUCUUCGGUCAUUCAGAUUGCUUCGAGUUUUCAAACUGGCAAAAUCUUGGCCAACUCUAAAUAUGCUGAUUAAGAUUAUUGGCAACUCAGUGGGGGCUCUGGGGAAUCUGACCCUGGUGCUGGCCAUCAUCGUGUUCAUUUUCGCUGUGGUUGGGAUGCAGCUCUUUGGGAAGAGCUACAAGGAAUGUGUCUGUAAGAUCUCCAGUGACUGUGUGCUCCCUCGCUGGCACAUGCACGACUUUUUCCACUCUUUCCUGAUUGUAUUCCGAGUGCUGUGUGGAGAAUGGAUAGAAACCAUGUGGGACUGCAUGGAGGUUGCAGGCCAAGCCAUGUGCCUUACAGUCUUCAUGAUGGUCAUGGUGAUUGGAAACCUAGUGGUACUCAACCUAUUUCUGGCCUUGCUGCUGAGCUCAUUUAGUUCAGACAAUCUUGCUGCUACUGACGACGAUAAUGAAAUGAACAAUCUCCAGAUUGCUGUGGCAAGGAUUCAGAAAGGCAUUGAUUAUGUGAAGAGAAAAGUGCGUGAAUUCAUCCAAAAAGCCUUUGUUAGAAAACAGAAAGCUUUAGAUGAAAUCAAACCUCUUGAAGACCUGAACAAUAAAAAAGACAGCUGUAUUUCCAACCAUACAAUAGUAGAUAUAGGUAAAAACCUUGCCUAUCUCAAAGACGGGAAUGGAACUACCAGUGGCAUAGGCAGCAGUGUGGAAAAAUAUGUUGUUGAUGAAAGUGAUUACAUGUCAUUCAUAAACAACCCAAGUCUCACCGUGACAGUGCCCAUUGCUGUUGGAGAAUCAGAUUUUGAAAAUUUAAACACAGAGGAGUUCAGCAGUGAAUCAGACCUGGAAGAAAGCAAAGAGAAAUUGAAUGCAUCCAGUUCAUCAGAAGGCAGCACAGUUGAUAUUGGACUACCUCCAGAAGGUGAACAGCCAGAAGCAGAACCAGAAGAAGUUCUAGAGCCAGAAGCUUGUUUCACAGAAGGGUGUGUACGGAGAUUCAAAUGCUGUCAAGUCAGUGUAGAAGAAGGAAAGGGGAAAAUCUGGUGGAAUCUUAGGAAAACCUGCUAUAAGAUUGUUGAACACAACUGGUUUGAGACCUUCAUAGUCUUCAUGAUUCUUCUCAGCAGUGGUGCUCUGGCAUUUGAAGAUAUCUACAUAGAACAACGUAAAACUAUCAAGACCAUGCUGGAAUAUGCUGACAAAGUUUUCACCUAUAUCUUCAUUCUGGAAAUGCUUUUAAAAUGGGUUGCUUAUGGCUUUCAAACUUAUUUCACUAAUGCAUGGUGCUGGCUGGACUUCCUGAUUGUUGAUGUCUCUUUGGUUAGCUUAACAGCUAAUGCCUUGGGCUACUCAGAACUUGGUGCGAUUAAAUCCCUUAGGACACUAAGAGCUUUGAGACCUCUAAGAGCCUUGUCGCGAUUUGAAGGGAUGAGGGUUGUGGUGAAUGCCCUGUUGGGAGCAAUUCCAUCUAUUAUGAAUGUGCUUCUUGUUUGCCUUAUAUUCUGGCUGAUAUUUAGUAUCAUGGGAGUAAAUCUAUUUGCUGGAAAGUUUUACUACUGUGUUAACACUACAACCGAUGAGAGAUUUGAUAUCAGCCAAAUUAACAACUUUAGUCAAUGUGAGGAGCUCAUACAAAACAAUGAAACUGCCCGGUGGAAGAAUGUGAAGGUUAACUUUGACAACGUAGGCCUUGGUUACCUUUCUCUGCUCCAAGUGGCUACAUUUAAAGGAUGGAUGGAUAUCAUGUACGCAGCUGUGGAUUCUCGGAAUGUUUUGGAUCAGCCCAAGUAUGAAGAUAACCUGUACAUGUAUCUUUACUUUGUCAUCUUUAUCAUCUUUGGAUCAUUUUUUACCUUGAACCUUUUUAUUGGUGUCAUAAUAGACAAUUUCAACCAGCAGAAAAAGAAGUUUGGAGGUCAAGACAUUUUCAUGACAGAAGAACAGAAGAAAUACUACAAUGCAAUGAAAAAAUUGGGUUCCAAGAAACCACAAAAGCCUAUACCUCGACCAGCAAACAAAUUCCAAGGGAUGGUCUUUGAUUUUGUAACAAAACAAGCAUUUGAUAUCAGUAUCAUGAUACUCAUCUGCCUUAACAUGGUCACAAUGAUGGUAGAAACAGAUGAUCAGAGUGAAGAAAUGGAAAACAUUUUAUAUUGGAUUAACCUGGUGUUUAUCGUACUUUUCACUGGAGAAUUUGUCCUGAAAUUGAUUUCACUUCGUCAUUACUACUUUACUAUAGGUUGGAAUAUUUUUGAUUUUGUGGUUGUGAUUCUCUCCAUAGUAGGUAUGUUUUUGGCUGAGAUGAUUGAGAAGUACUUUGUAUCCCAGAACUCCACUCCAGAAAAAACAGAUAUGACCCCAUCCACAACCUCCCCACCCUCUUAUGACAGUGUAACAAAGCCAGACAAGGAUAAAUAUGAAAAAGACAAGUCAGAAAAAGAAGAUAAAGGUAAAGACAGCAGGGAAAGUAAAAAGUAA
Messenger RNA from Onychostruthus taczanowskii (white-rumped snowfinch), 5055 nucleotides. Its product is annotated as sodium channel protein type 2 subunit alpha-like. The record is from RefSeq and is a predicted model, not a curated record. Gene Ontology annotation, cellular component: axon; voltage-gated sodium channel complex; plasma membrane. Gene Ontology annotation, biological process: membrane depolarization during action potential; neuronal action potential; sodium ion transmembrane transport. NCBI's taxonomy places the organism in Eukaryota, Metazoa, Chordata, Aves, Passeriformes, Passeridae. Gene Ontology annotation, molecular function: voltage-gated sodium channel activity.